UUACACGGCCCGACCCAACCCAACCCGAGCGCCCAUCCGCCGCACUCCACCUCGCCAUCGCGAUGGCGCUGCACCACCUCCGCCACGCGCCGCUCGCGCUCCGCCUCGCGAGGCUCCCGCACCUCGCGCCCUCCCCUCCUCCCGCCGCCCGCCACCACCACCGCCGCCUCCUCCUCCUCCUCGCUCCGUCACAGCGUCCAGAGGCACCCUCGAGGCCCCGCGCGCUCGCCACGGCCGCCGCGGAGGCCGACGAUGCCGGCAGCUCCGAGGGCGACGGCUUCUUCUCGGGGGAGAACACUUCGUGGAAGUCCCUAGGCAUAUCGGACCGCCUCUCCUCCGCGUUGCACGGGGCCGGCCUCGCGAGGCCUUCGCUUGUACAGGCAGCCUCUAUACCACAUGUUCUCACAACGAAUGAUGUAAUUGUUGCUGCUGAGACUGGGAGCGGCAAAACACAUGGUUACCUUGUUCCAUUGAUUGAAAAGCUGUGCUCAAAAUCGUUUUCUGCAGAAGAUGAUAGUUCUCAGGACAUUACCCCUAAGUCUCCCAACAUGGCGUUGGUCCUCUGCCCCAAUGUAAUGCUGUGUGAGCAAGUUGUUCGCAUGGCUAAUUCAUUGGUUGAUGAGUCUGGUGAACCACUUAAAUGUGCUGCUGCAGUUUGUGGACCAAAGGGUUGGCCUGCUGUUCAGCCUGACAUUCUUGUAGUCACUCCAGCUGCUCUGUUAAAUUAUUUAUUUGACUAUGACCCAGAAAAUAGGAGGAGGGAGAGAUUCCUACGCACUGUAAAAUUCAUAGUAUUUGAUGAGGCAGACAUGCUACUCUGCGGAAGUUUCGAAAAUCAGGUCAUUCGUCUCAUCCACAUGCUGCGAUUUGAUGAAAAGCUACUGUCUAGGAUGGAAAAUUCUGGAAAAGAAAUAUCACUUGGUGACACUAAUGAACAUCGUGAGGAUUCGGAAUCUGAGAGUGCUGAACUUAGUGCUGAUGAGGAGGAAAAUGAAGAUGGUCCUGUUCAAGAUAGACCUUUCAAGGUGGAGAAUGCUCAUGUUGGAGCACGCAAGAAGGAUUGGAGAAGGGUUAGAAAAGUUUAUAGACGCAGCAAACAGUAUAUCUUUGUUGCUGCCACCCUUCCGCAAAGUGGCAAAAAGACUGCCGGUGGGGUAUUGAAGCGUAUGUUUCCUAAUGCUGUAUGGGUUAGUGGUGCAUAUCUUCACCGCCACAACCCCAGAUUGGAGCGAAGAUGGAUAGAGGUCACUGCUGAUACACAAGUUGAUGCUCUUCUGGAUGCAGUGAAAUAUGGUCUCAAGAGUGAAGUUCAUGACCCAAAACUUGGUCCAAAUCGAACUAUGGUGUUCACAAACACUGUCGAUGCUGCAAAUUCAGUAUCUGAUAUAUUGCGGCAUGUUGGUCUUCCAUGCAUCUUAUACUAUCGCGAGAGCUCCCUGGAGGAAAGGGCUAACAAUUUGCAAUCCUUUCGGGAAAACGGUGGUGUGCUUGUUUGCACAGAUGCUGCUGCUCGUGGCCUUGAUGUACCAAAUGUUUCUCAUGUCAUUCAGGCGGAGUUUGCUGCCUGUGCUGUUGAUUUUUUGCAUCGGGUAGGUCGCACAGCCAGAGCUGGCCAAUCUGGGAUAGUGACUAGCCUUUACACAGAGGCAAACCGAGAUCUUGUGAGAGCGGUCCGUCAAGCAGAGGAGUUGGCCCAGCCAGUGCUUGUAGAGGAGCAAUCUGAAGAUGAUGCACGCAUCAGCACCACGGGGCGGCCAGGGUUUCCCUUACUGUUGGAGGUGGGGCUUAUUGCACCUGGCGGUAACCGUGGCAGACCGUACAAAAUUUAUCAAAAAUUUAGAUCAUUUUUUAAAUUUGUUUAAGUUUAGUGCGGUUAUCAUGGUAUUAUCAUUACUGUUGUAACAGUAACCGGCGGUCUAGGAAACCAUGGGUGCGGCAACCUUCAUAAACUGCAUAUUGGCUAUUGAGGUUUUGAUGUCUAGCUGCCUGUCAACGUAAUAUCCGUCACGAGAACUGCUACACAUACGACGCUACACGUACGAUCUACCAGAUGAAAUGGACGGAAGUACGACGCUCGCGACUGCAAGAUGCACGGCGCGCAUGACGCACGCCUGCGCUCGCCGUCAUCGUACGCUUAUCGUACGAAACCUCAUUGGCGCCUCAUAAAGUUUACAGCAUCUCUAAUAGCUUC
Messenger RNA from Oryza brachyantha (malo sina), 2191 nucleotides. Its product is annotated as DEAD-box ATP-dependent RNA helicase 22. Lineage: Eukaryota; Viridiplantae; Streptophyta; Magnoliopsida; Poales; Poaceae. The transcript is spliced from 7 exons. The coding region runs from base 63 to 1862 and encodes 599 amino acids. Gene Ontology annotation, cellular component: chloroplast. Gene Ontology annotation, molecular function: RNA helicase activity; RNA binding; ATP binding. The record is from RefSeq and is a predicted model, not a curated record.